AUGGGAACUUUCAUUGGUCAUGUGUACCCAGGGUUGUUCCUAGUGACCUAUGGACUCUAUCAGGCCGUGGUGGUCUCCAGAGCUGUGAUAUUCAAUGACUCCCUCCUGUAUCCAUCAUGCCCCCCCAGGAACAAGGGAAGAUGGAGCUGGCUGUGGAAAACAUCCUACAGAGGUUUGCUGAAGGUGGUGACUGGCUCCAUCUUGAUAGCUUAUGAGAUCAGCUGCGUUAAAGGAGGACUGGUGCUGAUGAACAGAGAUCUGCCACCAAGAUUUAUGUACCCCAAGCAGUGGCAGCACCUCACCAUGUUCCUCCUCCUCACCCUCAAUGGCUGUGCAGAUGUUGUAAGCAAGAACCUGCUGUCUCAGAGGUGUGUGGUCCUAGAAAAAGCGACUCAGGCCCUGGGCUUCUACGUGCUUCUGCUCCUGCUGGUGACGCACAGCCAGGGCUCUGCCGGGGUAGAGCUGCAGGUGCACGCGCUGCUCAUCCUGGUGGUGUUCCUGCUGAUGCUCGUGCUGACUGCAGGGCUGUGGGCUCCCGAGAUCUCUCUCCUCUCAUUCAUCGAGACCUUUCUGUUCCUGAUGAUGGGCUCCUGGCUGAUGCAGGCUGGCUUCAUUCUGUUUCGGCCGGUCUCCGGCUACCCAUGGCAGGACGAUGACAUCAGUGACAUCAUGUUUGUCACCACCUUCUUCUGCUGGCACGUGGUGAUCAACGCCCUGUGCCUGCUGGGCAUUUAUGGUGGCUCUUCCUUUUGGCAUCGUUGCUACAGACCCAGCUUGAAGCUGACAAGAUCCCGAGACGCCCCAUAUUCCAUGAGAGACGGAGGACCUCUCUAUAAGUUGCUGCAGCAGGUGGAGCCACCAGAGAAGGAUGAGCAGGCACCCAUCCUUUCAAAGAGCUCGCGCUGA
Messenger RNA from Talpa occidentalis (Iberian mole), 906 nucleotides. It is a transcript of the gene TEDDM1, whose product is annotated as transmembrane epididymal protein 1. Lineage: Eukaryota; Metazoa; Chordata; Mammalia; Eulipotyphla; Talpidae. The record is from RefSeq and is a predicted model, not a curated record. The transcript has a single exon. The coding region runs from base 1 to 906 and encodes 301 amino acids.